This is a messenger RNA of Hyposmocoma kahamanoa, 2028 nucleotides long. RefSeq names its product translation initiation factor IF-2 (gene Mnr). Bases 169 to 1254 code for a protein of 361 amino acids. The transcript is spliced from 5 exons. Lineage: Eukaryota; Metazoa; Arthropoda; Insecta; Lepidoptera; Cosmopterigidae. The record is from RefSeq and is a predicted model, not a curated record.
CGAUGUAAAUUGACCUUGCGUGACCAAAGACGCACAACAAGUCUAGUCGUUGUAACAUAGGUUCAUGUUGCUUUUAAAAAUAUAAUUCAUAUCUGUGUUUUUCCUGCUUUAAGUAAGACUUUGAACAAACUUCAUCUGUGGACUGCAGUUCCGCACUUGAGAGUCACCAUGGAUUGGCGAACGACUGUAGUUACUCUUUGUUUGGUGCUCUACGUUGAUGGAUUUUCCAAAUACGGCCGCACGUGCAAGGAUAUCGGGUGCCUAAACAGCGAAGUAUGUGUGCUAGCUGAGGACCCGUGCUCGUACGGCCAAAGUCGAGAUUGUGGCACAUACCCCACGUGUAAGAAGAAGUCAAAAGUUGAAGGAUCUCAUGCAGAACCAGCACCACCAGCACCUAGGCCUACAACACCUAAACCUCCCAUGAGAGACUUUGACAGCCCUCCUCACUACCCACCCCCUGCACCUCCAGGCGGCCUCUCGCCGUACGGCGGUAGCUCAAACAACGGUGGAGGAUCUCCCUAUGGUGGAAAUUCUCCGUACGGCGGACACUCACCAUACGGCGGACAAAACGGAGGCGGCUCACCGUACGGCGGCAACUCACCUUACGGCGGAAACUCACCUUACGGUGGAAACUCGCCAUACGGUGGCCAAAGUGGAGGAGGCUCACCCUAUGGAGGAAGUAGCAAUCCGUACGGAGGAAAUUCUCCCUACGGAGGGAGCUCGCCUUAUGGCGGAAGCUCGAACAGAGGGGGCAGCAAUCCUUACGGAGGUAAUAAUUCUGGAGGAUCUGGGUCUGGCGGGCGAGGUGGAAGUCCGCUCGACAGUAUCUUAAACACACUGAAUAAAUACGCAAACGGCGGUGGCGGUAGCUCCGGUGGUAGCGGCAGCCACGGUACCAGUGGGUCAGGAGGCAGCGGUCUCUCCAGCAUCUUCGGAAACAUUCUCAACGACUUCUCUAAAAACGGUGGACUAAGUAAUUUCUUUAAUACCAACACACGGCCUAUUAUGGAAAACCCAAACUACCACUCAUACAGCUCUAAUUCGAGGAAUUCUAACCCGCGAACUUAUCCAUCAGACCAGGCGCAAGGCCAAUCGACGUACAAGAACUACGGGCAUAAUCAAAAUCAGGCGCGUGGCGCGGCCACCACGCAAAAGCCUGUGUCCUACGGCUGGAAUAUCGGUGUGACAGUGGUUAUGACGUACCUGAUACAACAAUACAUCCAGAGUAUAAUACGGCAUUCGAUAACAAUAUAGUGUGAUAUAUAUCUUUGUUUGUUGUUGUUUGUUGUUUCAGAAUUUUAAGUGUAUAAUAUGUUGCCCAAGUGAAACCGCCCAUUGUUCGCCCAAUAUUAUGUUAUUGCAAUAUCGAUUUUUCGCUAAAUUACACGCGAGAUUGUAGUGUUUACACAAAAUUGUUUGUGUAUACAUGAUGAUAUAAUAUUGAUGAUUUAACAAACACGGGUGUUUUUUAUUUUUAACAAGGUGCUUUUUUUCUUAGUAUUGAUCUUAAUAGAGCUGGUGUUGAUGCACACUGUACUAAAUAGGCCUACUUGCGUGCUAUUAGAAAACGAAUAGGUACUACUGUACAAAAACAUCGUGACUUUUUAUAUGGAACAUGCAAUUGUAGUUACCAUAGUUGUUCACUUGCCAAGUUACCUCUUAUAUUUCCAACAUAAAAGCCUUUAUAUUGUAAUUUAUUUUUAUGUAACUUAACCGUAUACAAGUAAAACUAUACAAAUUUUCAAUGACAAGAUAACUUUAUUUGUAAUUUUUAAAAUUAGAGUAGUUAUAGUUCGUAUUUUAUUAUUCCUUAAAAAAAAAUUGAGAUUAUAUGUAAAAUGUAAUCAUACAAUAUUCCACCUAAUAAUUAUUGUUAAUUUUGUUCUAUAUCGUAAAACAUGAGCAAUGUAAUAUAAUUUUUCGAAUAUAUAAAAAAAACUGUACUUCUUAUGAGAUUUCUAAUACAAGCUAAUCUAAAAAAUCUGCACUUCUUAUGAGCUUUUAUUUCGUAUGUACAACUUAACCUAA